Messenger RNA from Physella acuta, 1226 nucleotides. RefSeq lists its product as uncharacterized. The record is from RefSeq and is a predicted model, not a curated record. Lineage: Eukaryota; Metazoa; Mollusca; Gastropoda; Physidae.
UCUGCUAGGGAGAUUCAGACUAAAGCUUGGCAGACGACAGACGUUGAUUACUCUCUAGCAUGAGGUAGCAGUGAAGUCAGCACAGGUUACACACAGUGUGUAGGGUAGGUGUGUAAUCUCAGGGUACCAACAGAUACACAGGUAACGUGAGGAAUAGAGUUUACAAGAUGGCGGAAAACAUGGAGACACUUAAUACACAAAACGAUAAUCGAAGUAGGUACGUAGGCCACACAGACUUACGCAAGCACUUCACUGACUGUAAGGUAAACCCAGGCCAUGACAACCUGAUACCAAUUACAAGAUUUACACUGGAUCAUCUCCCCUUACGUUACCGUGACGAUGACGUGUUGAAACUUGUCUUAGGCCUCUCCUAUCUUACGGUCAUGUUGAAAGUCAGCUACACAAGUAUGAAGAGACCAAAUGCAGUUUCUUGCUUGAGUGGUCAGUAUCCUGGUUAUGAUAUGAGAGGAAGUGACGUGUUAAGGACAGGGACGGGGUUUGUGAUUGGUGUAGAUAUUCAUUCUGACACAGCUGCGUAUGGGCCUUGUCGUUGUAAAAAUUGUGUCGGGAAGGACCAAUUAAAACCAAGUGGCGAGAUUAUUGUACUCACAGCCAGGCACGUGGUGUUUGAUGAAAGCGAGGCUAAGUUAACUAGGUGUGUUCUGGACUUUGAUGAAAAUAACAGCACCGUGGUAAACCUUGAUGAGUGGCGCGUUGAAUGGGCAGACAGUGAGUCGGAUAGGUGUGCGUUGAGGUACGUCACCUGUGAUAUGGACCUGCUCAAGAGACUGGACAGAGCGUAUAAACGCUUCGAUGACCUGUUUGUGAUAGUCUGUGACAGGUACAAGGAGUUCGCUGAGGAGGACCGGCUGGCGGUUAUGGUGUCCCACCCCCACGGGUGCCCGAAACACGUCACCGUGGGGCAGUGGGAGGUGAAGGAUAUACGUGGUGAGUACAAGAGGUGGAUGGCGUCUGUUUGCCCUGGUACUGGGGGAGCCAACGUCUUCAGACCUUGAGUUACCACAGGUAGUGGGGGAGCGAACGUCUUCAGACCUUGAGUUACCGCAAUAAGUAUUGGCAGGCAAAAUGUACCACAAGUAAAAACUUUCACGCUGGUGUGACAGGGUGUGAUAAAAUCUGUUUGUGACAGGAUGUACUCAAAUCUUUAUAAUACAUUUUUAUUUAAUUUUUAGAAAUGUUAUUUGCAUAUAUCAAUAAAACUAAUA